Python bivittatus (Burmese python) is the source of this 4744-nucleotide messenger RNA. It is a transcript of the gene ASTE1, whose product is annotated as asteroid structure-specific endonuclease 1. The record is from RefSeq and is a predicted model, not a curated record. NCBI's taxonomy places the organism in Eukaryota, Metazoa, Chordata, Lepidosauria, Squamata, Pythonidae.
CGCGGAGGGUUUGUUACUGGCCCAGGCUGAAUCUCGAACGUUAGAAGUGGCUCCGCCCACGCUCGGUUCUCAUCAGACAUUGGCCCUUUAGCGUCUCUAGAACGAGAGCGUUCGCUAACCCGGCGUCCUCCAGGGGCACUCCAGCUAACGAGAAUGGGCAUUAAUGGCCUAAUGAGUUAUGUAGGAGAACAUAGCGAAUUCUUUGUUGACCUGCAGCUGAGAAACACAAAUGUAAUCAUUGAUGGAAAUAACUUGUAUCAUCGCCUUUACUUUGAUUCAAAUCUGGAUAUCCGGCGUGGUGGGGAUUACGAUUCUUUUACAGACAUCAUACGUCUGUUUUUUGAAUCGUUGGCUGCGUGCAACAUACAGCCUUAUGUUGUGCUGGAUGGAGGUAGUGAUGCAUCUGAUAAAAAGCUUACAACCUUAAAGGAACGAGCUUUUGAAAAGAUCCAGGCAGCAAAUUCUCUUUCUUGCGGUGGUGGCGGAAGUGUACUGCCUUUGCUUGUCAGAGAGGUCUUCAAGCAGAUCUUGACUAAAUUACAAGUGCCUUUUGUACAGUCAUUUUCAGAGGCAGACAGGGAUAUUGUAUCACUAGCCAAUCACUUGAAUUGCCCUGUGUUAACUUUAGAUAGCGACUUUUGCAUUUUUGAUCUCCAAGCAGGCUACUGUCCUCUAAAUUACUUUCAGUGGAGAAACCUUUGUAGAUGUAAAGACUCACAAGACUGCUACAUCCCAACGCGAUGUUUCUCGUUAGAAAGAUUUUGUAGACAUUUUAGCAAUAUGAACAAAACCCUCCUGCCUCUUUUUGCAGUGAUGAGUGGCAAUGAUUACAUUAAUCUGCCAGCUAUAGAAAUGUUCUUUAGUAAGAUACACCUUCCUAUUGGGAAAUCGCGGCAGAGGAGUAGAAAGCAUGACCGCAUUCAGGGACUGCUGAACUGGUUGUCUCGUUUUGCUGAUCUUGGUGAGGCAAUGGAAAAUGUAUUGAAGUAUCUUAAAAAGCAUGAAAAAGAAGAAAUACGACAGCUUCUCUCUUCUUUCAUGGAAGAAUAUGAACCAUCUAAUGUCAAUCUCAAAGAUUUUUUCCAGAGUGGUGUGUAUGAAUCUGAGGAACUGAAGAAAUUAAAAUUACCACAGUGGAUCGGGGCCAGUUUAAUUAAAGGACAUCUACCACCAUUUGUUAGUGACGCCCUUAUCUUAAGAAGAACCAUCCUUCAUGUUCAGGUGGAGAAUAUACGAAGAGGUAGUGCUCAUACCACAGCUCUGCCAAUUAGACAAGUUAUCUAUUGGUUACUUCAGAACACUUCACCAAGUUCACUUAGUCCUUCUCUGAACAAACAGCCAACUUCAUUUCCUCCUGUCUUCCAUGAAUUUGAUAGAUUCCAAAAAUCGCUCAAGAAAUCUUCUGUUCAGGUAGCAGAAUUGGCACAGAAAUUUCCAGACAGUCGGUAUGCUUUGGCUACAUUAAAUGAGGUCCCCAUCGCAGAUCGUCUGCUACUUUUAUGGGAGACGUUAGGAGUGACGGCCAGUAUCUUGGAGCCAGUUCCUUGUUUGCUGCAACUCCCUAUGGCUGUAACCUGUUACUGGACACGGUGUUCAGAACCAAAAGUGACACUACAGCACAUCAGGGCUUUACUACUUGGAAUAAUAUUUGGGGAAUUAGAUAAGAUGCUGCACAUUCCAGAUCCCCAAGUAUCACAUGCUGAGGUCAAUAAAAUUGUACACGACCAAUUCUUGAAAUGGAAAGAAAAGAAAUCCCCAAAGGAUGCUUUGGAAUUAGAUGCUGCACACACUUUCUGCCAAUGGCAGUGCUGCCUGCAAGCAGGAUUAUAUCUGAAUCAGCUGCUUUGUAGUCCUCUCCCUGAGCCAGAUCUUACACGGCUUUAUAAUGGGACCCUUGUCCAUAGAUUGUAUCACGAGCUUAAAUCCAGUUCCACACCAGAGAACCUCCUCAGUGCAUCUCCAAAGAUCUACCAGCUUUACUGCAACAUGGUACAGAUAGUCAAAGAUUCAACACCACCAGGCUUCUUCCAGAAAAAAAAGUCAAAAUCCCAAAGGAAAAAGGACAAGAAAGUCAAUCAGUUGCCAGAUACAAGAGAAAGCACUGCGAUGGACACUCUGCCUUCAUGUAGUGUUAAUAACAGGUUUGCAAUACUGGCAACAGACAAGUGAAAGCCCAGUAUCCAAAUUGGUUGUUGAUAUUAAUCUGUCUUUGGGUUUGAGAAGUUAUUUUUCAAAAGAAUUAAGGAAGUAAUGGUGUUAUGAGGGAUUUACUGCUUCAGAUUUUGGUUUGGUAAGUCAAAAACAGAGGGAAAGUUUCUGAAUUGUUCCUAAUACUCGAUAAUUUUUUUUUAGAGGACAUCCAAAAAAAACUAAUUCUACAAGACAAGCUGUUAACUGCCCGCAUAUAUAAUAAAUUCCCAAAUUGCUGGAGACUUUGCAGUAAUUCUCAGCAUGAAAUGCUUGCCCAAUCACUUCAGAAUUUGCACACUGCUUGUUGAAUCCAUUCUGUUAAUUCUCUUGAAUACUAAAAGGUACCAAUCCUCUCUCUUCAAGCAUUUUCAGUGAUGUACAAAUUACUAAGAUUUUGGUUUGGAUAUGAAUAGGUUGUCUUAAAUUUGCAGCCCUCAAAAUGAAGAAAUACACAACGUCUCAAAAUACGGACUGGCAGAUAAUUAUCUGUUGUGCCUAGUUCAUUAUCAUUAAAUUGCACAUUACUUGUAUCACAAACAGAUCUGACUAACCCCCCCGCUUUCAUUGUCUUAGAAUUGAAAGAAAUUUGGAAACCAAAUUCUCUCUCUUGCUCUCUCUCUCGCUCUUUUAAAGGAAGUAGGGAUUCUGAUUUUACCUUCAAGUAAAAUUUACCAUGAUUAAAUCCAUCUGGAGAGGCUUCCAAAUAUCAGGAGAAGCUCCUUGGAGGACAGGAAAACAAGAAAUAAAAAUGCCUAUUCUAUAAUAUUGUCCCUAAAUACUAUAUAUCAUCUGUGCAUCCUAACUGAAGAAGUAAGAAGCUAACAUCACUUUUCUUACUACAUACUGAUGAUUUGUUAUGCAACUGGUACAAUAUAGAUGAGUGAUGUCAGAUGUUUUUUAAGUUUCUUCCAUUCUAACAAAUAACACCCAGUAUGGUGUAAACACAAAAAAAUAUAUAAGCCAAUUAUAUUUGAAGCUUUUGGGGGAUGAGUCAGUAAAAAGAAUGUCAAAGAUCUCCUUUGCGUGGCAUUUGGGUCCCUGUAGACUCUCUUAUCUAACUUAUAUUGGCCUGACCUACUAAUGCAUUGAGGAAGAAACUGCUCAUUGUCCCACACUUCCAGCAGGUGAAAGGGUCUAAAGCUAGAAGGCCCUGCCUCUCAGUAGCAGUGCUGGUGCUAUGGAAUAGCCUUCCAUGGAAAGCUUUUCUGGAUAAUAUUGCAAUGAUGUUCACCUGUUGUGCCAUCUUCUUCACUGUUUUGUUAUACAUUUUAUGGUUGUAAAUUUUAUGAUUUUAUUAUUCACCUUAUUUAUUUUGAAAUAAUACCGUGGAUAUUUUGAUUUUCUUUUCUUUGCAUAUCUUGUAAACCUCAAAUUGUAAAACUGCAGUAGGAUAUCAUAAUGAGGUAUUUAGCAGAUCCUGGGGAAAGAGAGGAGGAAACAGAACCAUUGCAAAAGAGACACCUCAGCCCAGGGGAGCGGGUAAGCUUAAGAAAGAGACUGAAAGUAACUCUGCCAUAAUCAUACUAGCUAUAAGUUGAUCUGAAAAACUGCUUUGACAGGCUUUCAAGACUCUGUUACAUUACCCUACUAGCAAUGAAGUUCUUUCCAGAAAUCCAAGUGGUUCUUGUUUGCUGAGUUUGACAAACAAUAAAUAAAUAAACAAACUAUAGAAGUCUGAUUUUCAAAGGCUUUUAAAGAAAGAUAAGAAAUCCAAGUAUCAAAAGACCCUGAUUCACAGCAAAGACUUCUGUAAUUUAAGAUUCUACUGCUGAAUGCAACAAAAAAGUACAGCACUAGAUGGUUUCUGUCAGCUAUUUGAGGUAGGCUAGGUCAGGAAACAGACUCCACAAGGACUAGUGGAACUCUACUGUUGCAAGGUAAAAUAACAGAAUUGUGAAACCUGGACAGAAUUUCUCUCUCCUUCUUAUACCAAACAGAAUCAAAGUGGGGCAAUCUUAAAUUUCCUGUUCAUCCCCUCCUCUAUUUCAGGGCUAAGCUGCUGUUUAUGUAACCACUCUUUCAUUCCUCCUUCAAGGUUAUAUCCAUAGUCCUCUACAGUGUCUCUGUUAAGUCAGAUAAUGAAUCAAUCUCCAUAAUCAGAAGCAGUGUAUCUUUGAGCACUACCUACUGAUUAACAUUGGUGUGAGCACGCUAUGGUGUUUGUGUCCUACUUUUGGGCUUCCCAAGACAUUUGAUUGGCUGCUGUGAAAACAGUGGAAUGGAUAGAUUUUUGGCCUGAUCCUGAAAGGCUCUUUAGUUUGGGGGAGGGGAGAGUAGGGGGACAGUUGAAAAGGCACAAGUUAGUAACUUUGGUUAAAUAAAAAUCUAGAUUACUGUGGAAGUGAAAAACAUUCAUAAACAAUUUCAUGACCUGGUUUCAUUAUAUAUCAAGUUACACAAUCACAUAUUUUAAGAAAAGCAGACGUUUACUUGAAAAUUGCAAUAUAGACUUUUCAAUCACAAAAAGAAAGAAAAGACAGUGAUCCGACAGUGGUCACAUCCUGUGCAAAAAAACUCAGGAUACCAAAAAAAAAAAAAAGCCCAUGGUACACGA